CAUGCGCAGUAGGGCAAGUUACAGAGGCGCUAAAUACGAUCGUCUGUGGUUGAAUGAAAUCAUUUGAUUGUAAAGAUCUAUUUUCAGUUAACGGACAUGUCAAACACUGCUGAAGAAAUCAUACAGAUAGUUGGCAGCAUAUUGGAAAAAGAGAAUACAGAUGAUGGGGUGUGGUUGAAGCUGCUGGAUGAAGCACUGAGACUGAUUAGUAGCCUCCAUUCAGAUUAUCUUGGUGGAAUUGAAAAGACAAAAUGCAUAACUGGUACAUUUCAGCUUGAAACUUGCGGAGUGUCUUUGUGGAACCAUGCUGUUGGGCUGAAGACGAAAGGGUCUCUGUCCACUGUUACCAAUGCCAAAUUGAGGCACUUGUCCUUCAUGAUAGUAGCAUUUGCCAACCAAGGAGUUCUGGAUGAAGACACCCUGAAAAAACAAAUUGUGAUGGGGAUGAAAACAGGAAGAGCAUGGAUAGAUGCAUGUCAACCCGAACAAGCUGAAAUUGUUUUGAAUAUAUCAAAUCAGUGUGCCCAGAAGCUGCAUUCCAUUGUGAUAGAGCGGAAGAAUGAAACUGGUGGCGGAAGUGAUGUGAUGGAGAGACAGAGGGCGGAAAUAGAGAAGGACAUGUUUAAACUGCUGUGCUAUAAGGCAGAAGUGGAAAUGUUGCAGUGUAGAAAUGAAGCAGCUGUUAACUUGGUACAGAUGUCCAAACAGAUGCUGCCUAGAUUCCCACGAGAGAGUGGGUUUCUCAGCAUGCUGUGUUACAACUUUGGAGUCGACUUGUAUCAGAAGAAGAAGCAUGACGAGGCCAUCAACUGGCUCCGAGAAAGUUUUGACCUCAGCAAGGAAAGGAAAGGAGUAAUGCCUAGAAACCAGGCCAGAACACUUAGACUCUUGGCAAAUGCCUACAUUGAGAGUAACCCAUCAGAACACUUUGAGAAGGCCUUGAAUGCAGUGUCUCUGGCAAAUGCAGAACACUGCCACCCUGCUGGGCUGUACCUGAAGCUGAGGAUACUGCUCAUAGGAGGAGAGAAGGGGGCACCUGUCUCCGCAGUUUUGGAUGACAUCAUUAAGCACUCAGACUGCACCCUAGAGCUGGGACUAAGUGUUUUACAGUUGCUAAAGCAGCACAAAAGUGUUGAUAAUUCCAUGGACUUCCCGUCCCAGCUGAGAAGGAGGUUUGAGCAGUGCCCCGAUGUUGGUCGAAUCUUCAUCGCUCAGCUCCAGGCCUUACUGGAGAGUGACCAGUCCCAGCAAGCCAAGCUCUUCACUGAAGAAUGCAUCACUGCUCACAACACUGGUAGGCCACUGGACAUUAACACAAGGAAACAGUUCCACCUGGUGUUUUGGGAGCAGGCUGGCGCUGCUUUUGAGUGUAAAGAGUAUGGUGAGGCCCUGACAUGGUACAACUACUCCCUCAGCUUGUUCUCACCCAGUGAAAUGACCAGCGCCAACAUGGCCAAGCUCCAGAGAAACAGGGCUUCCUGCUUUGUAAACCAGGGACUUCUAUCACAGGCCAAAGAAUCAAUUCGGCAUGCUGAGAAAUGUGCCCCGGAUGAGGCUCACACCCACUUCAUCAUCUACAAGAUAGCCCUGGCGGAAGGUGAUCCUGACACAGCCAGCUCCAGUCUACAGAAGAUGGUGACUGGGGGUAAGGAUGGGCCAAAUGUCAGCCAGUCUCAAGCCUUCGGUCUCAUCUGUCUUGCAGCUCAAAUGGCUCUGGAGCAGAACCAUUGUGACACGGCCUGUAUGGCCCUGGACUUUCUCAUCACACACAGUGCAGACCACCAGCAGACCCUCACAGCCCUCCGCUGUCUGGUCAGGCUCAGACUGGGUCAGGCGGACAUGAAGAACUACUGCAGUGAAUCCCUUCAACCUAUUAUACCACUGAUCAGAACAGCCUACAACAAACUGCUGAUUCUUGGGAAACAGCCAUCAGGGGAGGGAACUCAGGAGGAGGCCACGUGGUUCAUGAAAAUAGCAUGGAAUCUUGCCUUAAAGUGUGAGGAUGACCCAUUCAACUUGAAAGACCUCUUCAGUCUCUGUUUAAAGCUGUUGUCCCUGCUGCCUGCUGACAGAGCACUUGUGUGUCGCCAGAAGACAUGCACUCUCAUGGCUGUUGCCGGCUGUCUUCAGAUGGCCAGGGCUCUCUCAGAUGACGAUAAUAAGAGAGAUCCACUGGAGGAAGCACUAUGCUACAUUGGAGAAUUCCAGUGCCUCCAGAGAGAGCAGGACAGUGUGACUUGGACACAGAUAGAGGAUACAAGAGGUCCUGAUACAACCGACAUGCUGUUGUUGCUGUACGAAUUUGAAGCCCGUGUGAAGCUGCAAGACAAUGGGGCCGAGGCAGUGCUGGAGAAAGCUCUUACUCUACCUCAGCCAGAACCCAAGACUUUUGAGGCUCUUGCAGCCCUUGCUGUGGAGCCACCGGCCAGUGACAGGAGUCUGAGUAUCCGGGCACUCAAAGUGGCCAUCAGGACACACCUGCAGGUGGACCAGCCCGACUUCAACAGAUGCAGCAAGGACAUCCACAGCCUGAUCCAGCUAUCAAUGAGCAUAGGCCAGUCCAGCAGUACACAGGAGACAUUCAACUACUUCAAAGAGACUAUAGACGUCAUCGACAAGAAGGCAAACGGACAUUAUCCUGAACUGGAAAUUGUUUGGUUGAUGACAAAGGCAUGGAACUGCGGCAUACAUUUCUACAGCUCCACGGACUACGAUGAGGCAGAAAGGUGGUGCAGUAUGAGCAUGGGACUCCUCAAGUACCUGACAACCAUGAGGCCCAACUACGAGGAUCAGAUGAACUCUGUGUAUGGCGAGAUACUGGAGAGGAUAGAGCAAGCAAGGGGUCAGCUGACCAUGGAGGAGUAGGACAAGGGGAUGAUUCCUAUCUGAUUCAUUAAACAGGCCUGAACAUCACCAUUUGGUGCUCAGCAACCACUUUUAAUAAAUGAGUCUUGCUAAGGGUAA
Molecule: messenger RNA, 2964 nt
Organism: Haliotis rufescens (red abalone)
Lineage: Eukaryota; Metazoa; Mollusca; Gastropoda; Lepetellida; Haliotidae
Product: testis-expressed protein 11-like
Exons: 30
Coding region: 97-2865 (922 amino acids)
Biological process (GO): meiotic cell cycle
Molecular function (GO): protein binding
Source: RefSeq, a predicted model, not a curated record